This is a messenger RNA of Coffea arabica (coffee), 1094 nucleotides long. NCBI's taxonomy places the organism in Eukaryota, Viridiplantae, Streptophyta, Magnoliopsida, Gentianales, Rubiaceae. The record is from RefSeq and is a predicted model, not a curated record.
AUGGGGAGUUCCAAUCAUCAAUGGUUGUAUGGUCUGUUAUUGCAGAGUAAAGUGUUAAGACCAACACAGCGUCUAGUUGGAUUUGCAAUUCUCCACCAGGCAUAUUCUUCCCAGCAGCCUAGUUCUAACCCGUUCAGUUUUGUGCUUGUGACUUCAGACUGGAAUUCUACUUCCUUCCAGUUUGCAUCGCAAGCCAUUUGCAUUCCCAUCCGAAUUGCUGCUGCUUCCUCCACUUGUGGCUCGCUAACUUUUAGUUCAGCUCUUGCCCAUGCUUUCAUCAUUUUUCCUUCUGCAUUCCUAGCCACAGCACUUAUGCCUGUUCUCUUCAUGUUUUGUGAAAAUGCAGCAUCAGAAUUUAUCUUUAUCUGUCCUCUUGAGGGUGGCUUCCAUUCCUCGCUUCUAUUUGAGCUUGUUCUUUCCUGUUCCUCGUCUUCCAUAUUUGCCAGAGGAUAUUUACAGUUAGCGCUAUAUGCUAAGAUUGUUCAGCUAUGCAUAACAAAUCCUUUCUUAUACUAUAACGUAUAUCACUGUGGGCUGACACCAGGAAAGCUGCCAGAAAUUGUGGAGAAUAAUCCUGUCAUAGCAGUUGAAGUUCUCAUUAAGCCUGCAAAUUCACCUGAAAUUGAAGAAUAUUUUACUGUUAUUGUCAGUAUGGAUAUGAGCCUUCAUUCAAUGGAAGUGGUUAACAGGCUUACUACAGCUGUCGAACUACCAACUGAAUUUAUUCACUUGUAUAUAACGAACUGCAUAUCUUCGUGUGAGAACACCAAGCUAAAUGCUGUCGAACCCAUUUGGAAUGCAGUCCAGGAUCUAUUUAUUGAAGUCCAAGCCUUUUGUAUAGAGUUUUCAAGGAUGAGAGAAGCAGCUACGUUGUUUAGGCUCCUUAAAAGCUUAGAAUAAGAUAGUCUGGUUUAAUUUUACUUAGUUCUCUUUGUGUAAGAUGAUCCUGCCCUGUUGCUAUGACGUUCUAUUUUGAGGAUAGCAUCAUGGCUUGUAAUGUGAGGGGUAACAGACAAAGCACUGCUGUGUAUACUGAGGAUUUUACAUCCAUCUGGCGCUAUCCCAGAUAAUGGGCAUAUCUUUUUGUUUCAAAA